AUGGCACAAUCUAAACCUUUUCACAUUAACGAUUAUCCCGUCGUCAUUGGUAUUGAUUUUGGCACGACAUUCUCGGGCUGUUCCUAUGCUUUCAUUCAGAAUGACGAAGUUGUUGACGUUGUCCGCUGGCCAAAGCAAAACAAUAACACACCAACACUGAACUUUUAUCAAGGAAACACAAAAGAUAUGACACAAUGGGGAAAUGCUGCGCGUUUAGAAAUGCAAAGACCUACUGCUCGCAAUUCAGUUCUAUUGAAGCAAUAUAAACUCUAUUUGGACGAAAAUAUCGCCAAAGAUUUACCGCCACUACCGAAUGGGCUGACUAUUGUGGAAGCCAUUUCUGAUUAUUUACGUGCUUUUCAUGAGCACGUUGUAACUGAAUUGAAAAAGGGCUUUGCAAAGAAUUAUGGACAACACCAAUUCAGAUAUUGUUUGACUGUACCGGCCAUGUGGUCUGAUAAGGCAAAGAGUACAAUGCGUGAAGCGGCCAUCAUGGCAGGCCUCAUCAAUGAAGAUGAUCACCGUGAUAGACUCAUGUUAAUUUCAGAACCUGAGGCAGCAGCACUUUAUUGUGAAAAGAAAUGUGAGCAAUUCAACUUGAAGCAUAACGAUAGAUUUAUGAUUUGCGAUGCAGGAGGCGGAACUGUGGAUUUGAUCGUUUUUGAAAUCGAUGAGAGAAGUGGUAGAAAAUUACGCGAAUGCACCAAAGGACAUGGGCAAUCCUGUGGUUCCGUCUUUUUAGACCGUCGUAUGCGAAAGCUGCUCAAGAGAAAAUUCAAAGAAUACUUAUCCUCCAUACCCGCUUCUGCUUUUGAAACUAUGAUGGAUACCUUUGUCGAUUUGAUUAAACCCCAGUUUGACGGAGUAGAGGAUCAAUUCAUUACAUUACCUGCUUCCAUGAAUCUUGCCUCCCUGAACAACCCUGCCAUUGGUUUAGAAGAUGGUAUGCUUUGUUUAACAGCCGCAGAAUUGAAAAAGGAAGUAUUUGAACCUGUUAUUCGCGAGGUGAUCAAUCUUUGUGAAGAACAAUUACAAAAAGCUCAGCGAUUACAAGCGAUCUUUCUAGUGGGUGGCUUCGGUUCUUCCAAUUAUUUAUUUGAAAGAGUGCAGCAGGAAUUUGGAUCACGUGUUGGCUUAGUUGCUGUACCUCCCCGUUGUGAGCUGGCUGUCGUGCGUGGCGCUGUUUACUUUGGUUUGAAUCCUCGUGUCGUAACAACGCGUAUUCCUCGAUAUUGGUAUGGUAUUGAUACUACAACCACAUUUGAAGAAGGCGUGGAUCCACCAAGUUAUAAGAUCAUUCGUGCGGAUGGAAGUGUAAGAUGCGAUAAUAAAUUUUCAGUUUAUGUAAAGCGAGGACAACCUUUAGAUAUUGAUAACUGCGUCAGUAAAGACUUUUUUGCUUAUUACCCUCAUCAUACAACGUGUACACUUUACGCAGCUGAUACCGAAGAACAACCUAUUUAUACAACAAGUCCGGGUGUGCACAAAGUUGCUAACUUUACUAUCCCUAUGCCCGCAUUAACAGGUGUUGCUGAAGGUGAAAAGGUUGACUUGACCAUCAAGAUGUAUUUUGGUGAAGUGGAAUUAAAAGUAGAAGCUGUUAUUCGAGGAAAGACCUACGGCACGACUUGCACAUUUGAUACAGAUUAG
Molecule: messenger RNA, 1650 nt
Organism: Mycotypha africana
Lineage: Eukaryota; Fungi; Mucoromycota; Mucoromycetes; Mucorales; Mycotyphaceae
Exons: 6
Coding region: 1-1650 (549 amino acids)
Molecular function (GO): ATP binding; ATP-dependent protein folding chaperone
Source: RefSeq, a predicted model, not a curated record